This is a messenger RNA of Camponotus floridanus (Florida carpenter ant), 902 nucleotides long. RefSeq names its product replication protein A 32 kDa subunit (gene RPA2). The transcript has 2 exons. Bases 138 to 857 code for a protein of 239 amino acids. Gene Ontology annotation, cellular component: chromosome, telomeric region; DNA replication factor A complex; site of double-strand break. Gene Ontology annotation, biological process: nucleotide-excision repair; DNA replication; double-strand break repair via homologous recombination. The record is from RefSeq and is a predicted model, not a curated record. Lineage: Eukaryota; Metazoa; Arthropoda; Insecta; Hymenoptera; Formicidae.
GGAAAUGUGACAUAACAUUCUAUUCUAACCUAACUUAAUCCAACCAACUCGAAUUUCGCGCGCAAGUUCAGUCUUGUUUAUUGCUUAAUAUACAACGUGUUUCCAGUUCCAAAAGUUAAGCUUGCGAACCCACAAUCAUGUGGAAUGAAAGCUCCACGAAUUUUGGAGGCGGAUUUCUGGACGAAAGCACGCAAGGAGGAACCGCGAAGAAGUCGCAAGAUAGUGACAAAAGUAUUGCCCCCGUAAUGAUAAAACACAUCACAUCCGCAACAGGAGAUGGCCUGCAGAUUGCCGGCAAAACUGUAAAUACUUUAACAUUCGUCGGAGUCAUACGUAAUAUUGAACAGGAUACAACAAAAAUCUCUUUCAGUAUUCAGGAUGACACAGGUACUGUCACAGCUGUCAAGUGGUUAGAAGCAGAUAAGAAUCCUCUAGAAAGUAUUUGUACGCAAAUUAAUACAUAUGUGCGCAUUUAUGGAUUAAUACGUAAUCAAAAUAAUCAACAACAUGUGCUGAUUGUGCGCAUGUUUCCUCUUGAAGAUUUAAAUGAACUGACUUGUCACUUUAUGGAAGUCAUCUAUUUUAUAUUGAAGGCUAAGAAACCUGCGGAAGAAUCCACAUUAUCUAAUUUACCUACAACAUUUGAUAAUACAAUGAGUGGUAUGUCAUCCGAACAAGUAGCGGUUCUCGAAGUUGUUCGAUCGGCAAAUGAUUCAGAAUGUGGUAUCGAGAAACGUGAUAUUCUGACACGAGUGCCAAAACAUAUUAUACCUCGCAUCAAUGAAAUAUUAGAAUUUCUUCUCUGUGAAGGGCAUAUUUACACAACCAGUUCAGAAGAUUUCUUUAAAGCUACCUAAAUGGAUAUUGACAGGAAAUCUUAUCUAAAUUUAUAUUUAAUAUAA